Hydractinia symbiolongicarpus is the source of this 7320-nucleotide messenger RNA. Its product is annotated as rho guanine nucleotide exchange factor 28-like. The coding region runs from base 250 to 5607 and encodes 1785 amino acids. Gene Ontology annotation, biological process: regulation of Rho protein signal transduction. Gene Ontology annotation, molecular function: guanyl-nucleotide exchange factor activity. The transcript has 47 exons. The record is from RefSeq and is a predicted model, not a curated record. NCBI's taxonomy places the organism in Eukaryota, Metazoa, Cnidaria, Hydrozoa, Anthoathecata, Hydractiniidae.
UCUACAAAUUGACAUUAGAUUAUAAAUAUAUAACUAGCUAACUAAUCUUUUCACUUAUUAAACAGAAGGAUUUAGCGUUAUGUUGUUGCUAAUUACUUCUUAACUUAAGAAAUCAAUGCUUGUAUGAUUAUAAAUUGUUGGCCAAAUUGUUUGACAUAAUGGGCUGAUAUAUCGUUGCUAACUAGCUGGAACAGGGGUGUUGGAACUCGCGCAUGACGAAAAUAUGGCGAUGAAAAGUUAUAAAAGGAGAUGAAGAUUCCUAUAAUUAUGGAUAGUGAUCAGGAAAAAAUCGAAACAUUGGAAGCUGGCAAUGGUAAAGUGAACAAUGAAGUAAAUGAUCUUAGCAGUAAAGAUGAAUUUUCAGUAUCAUUUACACCAAAACAAGCCCAUAUAUUUGGUGGUCUAAGUUUAUUUUUUUCCUUCGUAAAUGUUGACACACCAUUGAGUGAAGAAACGCUAUAUUAUGUCAUAUUUGAAGGUUCAAAGCUUCGCCACAUAACAUCUGCUAAAGUUCUUAAUCCAUACACUUUGCAAGUUGUUAUUCCAGACCACGAUGAAGCUGAAUUGGUUAUGUUGUCAGUUUGUUACGAUGACGAUAAUUGCAAGGAUGUCUCUGAUAGAAUAAUGGCAACUGAUACUUUUGUCUUUACAAGUGAUUCGUCACAGUUUCUAGCUCAACAACUAGCUUCCAACUCCUUAAACUCAUCCAGCUUGCAGCAUAUAGAAAACGUUUAUUCAUCCUUGCUGGAUACUCCAGCCAAUGAAAGGCCAAUGCUGGAUAAAAAAAUAACAACCUCUUUUAGAAAUAUUGGUUUACCAUUGAAUUGGUCAAUAGCUGUUGACACUGACACUGAGGAAGAGAAUAAAAAGAGCUGGACUCUUUUGCAUUUCUGUGCUAAACACACAUUACCACAGCUGGCUGAAUUCUUACUGACGAAACCAGGAGUCAAAAAAGCAUUACAAACUGUAGAUAUCAAUGGUCACACUCCCCUAGAAAUAUCUAUCUUAAAAAACAAUAAAAGAAUGGUUGAAAUCUUCUCAAGGGUUCCAUGUGAAGAAGAAAUCAAUCAAGAAUCAAAACCAGAUGACGAAAGCAAACGGCCAAGCGUGAAACGACACAAACUUGGAACAACUACAAUCACCAACACUGUUACGGAUAACAAAGAAGAUUUAACAAAAGACCUUAUGCUUCUCAAAGAGCUUGACAAACUUGCUGCAGCUUCAAGAGACUCAGUUCAUGGAAAUGGUGUCAUUUCUUCAUCUGAGGAUCCAUCACCAUUGGCUGAGAGCCUGAAGAAGCUGCAAGAAAUAAAUGAAGAAAUACGACGACUCCGAAGCUUAAGUUGCAAAGAAAAUAUGGAGCCAUUCGAAAAAGAGGUUGCUGAUUAUACAGAUACGAAUGGGAAUGUGAUAACAGAUGAAAAAGAAGAUCAACUGCCAGAAGACAGUUACGUUGAGGUGAGCAUAAACGAUUCUUCGAGUGAAGAUUUACUCGAUAAAACACUCGAUUCGAGUCAAGAAAAUAAAAUAGAAGAAAAAGAACUUGCUAAGGAUACCGAAUAUAUUCCCGAAAAAACUGAAAACGAAAUCGAUGAAAAGAAAGAAGAAGACAAGUGUGUAGAAGACUCUGAGAAUACCGAGUCCGAGCCAAUCCAAAAUCAAGAAUCUGUUUUUUCCGAAGAACCACAACAGACACAGUCAGUGGAGCAGAAAGAAGUUUCGGAAGAAGAUUCUAAGGUAGAUUAUUCACGUCGGUUAAGCAAUGUUUCAGUGAGCACAAUUGAGGUGACGGAAGCUGAGGUCAUCGAGAUCUUACCCACUUCAUUUGAGGAAGCUAUACCUGUUACUGAAAUUGUUAUCGAAAACAGUGAGGAGAGUGUGGCCACGGUAGAAGGUGAUCCUGACGUAGCGGAUUCUGCAAAUUAUUUCAAACUUGAAUCUGUAACAGAGGAAACUGAAGAAGAACUAAAAGCUGAUGUUUCGCCUGUAAUGCGUCGGCCUAAACACGACGGUUUAGUGUCGUCGACUCAAACACGUUCAUUGUCGGAUUUACCUCCUCAUCCACCGAAACGGGUCGGUAUAUUAAAAAGAAGCGGCGCGAAAAAAGACAGGCCGUUAUCAGAUAGUUUUGAAAAUUUAAAAAUGGUCGAACGGCAAGGUAUUGUUGAAAUGUACCAAGGUGGCUCUAAUGCGCUAGUCAAUACACCUGAGAGCAGUCUAACUAGAGGUCAUAGUCUGGAUGCACUUAUGACGGAGGUUGACGGAGACGGGUUAAAUUCCGAAAUGUCUUCGACCAGUCAGCUAAGCGUGAACGGUACAAAUGGAAGUGAAGAAUCGUUAACGUCUGAAUGUGACUCGACCAAAUCGCGUUCGCGCUCAGGUAGCGAGAAAUUCUCGAACGGUUCUUAUCGUGCGUCUUCGUUAUUAUCGUUAAACGACGUUCAAAUAUCCCGAUGUUCGUCGACGUCAAGUCAGGAGGAAUUUGUGCGCAUUACGAAGAAGCCAUCUUUGUUGAGUCGCAUUUCGUUUAAAAAAGCAAAGUCGAUGUCUUCGCUGGAGAUGGAGAAGAAGGACAAAAACACACUCGACGAAGAUCGCCGAAAAACUAUUACAGGUGGCAUUGAUCUGGAUUAUCUGCCGACAAAAUCAGCAGUACACGACGACAGUGAGAGCAACUUUGAUGUGAUCACACAUGAAGAUAUGUGCGGCGAUAUUCUCGUUCGUUGCGUGUCUUACGAUACCGAAGUGAAGAAAUCGCAAUCAAGUGUUUCAAUUGAAAAGCUGGGAAAAAAUCUUGAAACAGAAAAGGAACAAGCACGUAGAAGAGUAUCGACUAGUGCACUUCCACCAAGUUAUGGCCGAAAAUUUGCAAAUCAAGAAGAUGAAGACACCGAUGAAGGAACUUCUUUCGAGAUCGCCGAACGUCACGCUGAACAUGAUCGAAAAUCCAGUCAGGACGAAAAACAAAAGAAACGCUAUGGUUUAUUUCGUGGUAAACCAAAAGAGAAAAAAUCUCAAAAAGAGAAGAAAGACCAUCGUGAACGGAAAGACUCAGACGCGAAGAACAAAAAGAAAGCACAACCAUCCAAACCAGAUUUUGGAUUACCAAAUAAAUUAGAGAAAGCCACUUUUCUAACGAAAAGAGGGACAUCAUUUCGAACUUUUACUAAAUCUAGUGGUGAAUCAAAGGUCAAUGAGAAGCCUGUAUUCAGAGGCUCUUCUAUCAGUGCCAACAACAAACACGAUGCAAAUAAUAAACUACGGGCUGACAGAAAAUCACCAAAAAUGAACAGAAAGGUCAGUAAUACAUUACACGAAGAACCCCAUGAAUCUGAUACACAACCAAUGCUAUCUUCAAGAAAUUUGGCUGGGUCAUGUACAUCGCUUGAUUCUAUCCAUAAAUCUAGUUACGAUGAUGACAUUGAUGCAGCCUAUAUUGCUGAAGAAAAUUCAGAGUAUGAUUCCGACUUGGAUGCUAGGGAUGAACCUGAAACGUGGAGUGAACUCGUGGAUAAAAAGGUGCAGCGGAAAAUGCAUGCUAAAGACAUAAAACGUCAGGAUGUGAUAUAUGAAUUAAUUCAAACAGAAGCACAAUAUGUCCGUGUACUGCAAAUAAUGAGGAAGAUCUAUGCUUAUGGAAUGGUCCGUUCACUUAAUAUGGACCCUGACGUUGUUAGUCAGAUAUUUCCACUAAUAGAUGAUUUAAUUGAGCUAAAUGGUGGCUUCUAUGCUGCUAUGAAAACGAGACAGGUGGAAAGUGUCAAUUAUAUCAUUGAAAACAUAGGAGAUACAUUAGAAAAAUUUUUUGGUGGUGAGAGUGGAGAAAUGUUAAAGCAAGUUUACGGUCAUUUCUGCAGUCAUCAUCUUGAAGCAGUAUCGAUAUAUAAAGAAUAUUUAAAAAGUGAUAAAAAAUAUGCCAAUUUUAUGAAGAACUGUUUACUCAAUGACCGCACCAGGCGUUUAUCUAUACCAGAAUGCAUCACGUACGUUACUAUUCGAAUGACAAAAUACCCAUUACUAAUUGAAGCUAUCAUAAAAGCAACCAAAGAAUCCAAGGAGGACUGGCCUAAAUUAAAAAACUCUCUCAAACUAGUGAAGGAAGUACUAAAAGCUGUUGAUGAAGCUGUGAAUAUAUAUGAACAACAAAAGGAACUUGCACUACUCAAAAAGAAUCUAGAUCGGAAACACGUGGUAGAAAUUAAAGGUGCAAAUAACACAAAAAAGACUUAUAAAACUACUUAUUUAUUUCAUAAACGUAGUCGAUUAUUAUACGAUAAAAAGACGGUACUGCGUGGCAAAAGCAAAAGUCAUGAUACUAGAAUGAUUGUUUUAGCAGAAAAAAUUAUAUUCUUCCAAGAUAACGGUGGUAAAUUACAGUUGUUAUCUGCAGAUAAUAAGGCUCCUGUUUUGCCACUAAAGAAUUUAAUGGUACGGGAAGUAGCAACAGAUAACAAAGCUUUGUUCUUAGUUAGUACAAGUAAAGAUGCGGCACAGAUCUAUGAAAUUGUUUGUGAUAGUUACAAAGACAAAAAAGAAUUCAUGCCCAAGCUUCAAGGUUUUAUAAAGGCUUGCCCUGAAGAAGAAGAGGAUAACUUAACUGACUUAGAGGAAGAAGCAAGGAGAGAAGAAGAAGAAAGAAUGACAAAACUAAAAGAAAUAAUUGAUAAUUUGCAGGCAGCUGAUUAUAAUAUAGCCCGCAAGCUAUCUGAAAAAACCUCGCUUGUCAACGAAAUGAGAGACAUCAUAGAAUCAAUGGAUGAUGUUGGCCCUAUAAAGGGCUCACCAUGUAGUGAAUUAAAACCAACAGAUGUAGCCAAUGCCAGGGACACGCUGGAAGCAUGUUUAACUGAAGUCAACCGGCUAGAAUCCACACUAUGCAACUCACAAGUCGAUUUACCAAUAGCUAGCCCCUCUCCUUCACCUGGUGCAAGCAACACAUCAAUCAAUAACACAAAAAAAUCCGAUGUAUUUACUGGUUAUGACCAAAGGAUUAAACCCUCGGUUUCUUCUGGAAGCGUAAAUCGUUCCGUUUCGACCAAUCGUAUGUCAGUAUCGAGUAAAUCUUCAGAGACAGACUUAUUGUUAGGCAAAACGCGUAAAAAUAAUGCUAUCUUAACAGUUAUUGGGCGGACGAAAACAAUCGGCUCAACGGAAGAUUUACAAUCUAUUUCUUCUUCUACUUCCAAUACAAGUAUAUCAACAAUAGGGACUACAAUAUCACAGAUAAGCUUGUUCCAAAAUUUAAAGGAUAAUUUAUCGGCCCUAGUGGAAGUGACUGGUAAACAAGACGUGGAGAUUGGGAAGAUGCGUCUCGAGCUUCAAGAGAAUCGAGCGGAAAUAUCGAAACUGAAAUUAGAACGGAAGGAACUACAAGAUAAAUUAGUCACGCAACAAAAAGACAGUGAGCGAUCAACUCGCCAUGACAAAGAACAACUCGCCAAAAUAGCGCGUGAUUUCAAGCGCUCCUCUGAUAAAGUAAAGCAACAAUUAGAGGAGAAGAAUAUGAAAUAUUUACAACUCGUCGAAGACUUGAAACCUCUUGGUAUAUACGUGUUGGGAGGGAAACCAACGACGAGAUCAGACGCUGAAGAUGGCAUGUUUGUGUAAAUCAUAAAAUAAAUACGCUCACGCACAGUCAGCCAUACUUAAUUUCCUGCGGUGGAGUUUGCUUUAUUACCUCCACAAUUUAAUGUGGGUAUUCUCCGCUAUAAUAGGACGAAGAGCUGUGAGCGGUAAAUGGAGCAUUAGAGUGAUCAUAGCGCAGGAGGACAUUUUAAAAACAGAUCUGCGUUUAACUCUUCUGUUUUUAUUUUUAUACUUUCCAACAAAGUAGUUUAUAUUCAGAUCGUGCAUGUGGGAGAAGUUCUUUCUUUUUUUAUUUUUCUUUAACUUCAUCUUAUUUUGCGAAAUCUUCCCGAGAUAAAUUUAGACAACCUCUCCUGAAAUGUUAGUAAUUCGUUAAGGAAAAAGAAAGGAUUUUAUUGUUUUUGCUAAUGAGAAUCCAAAUUGAUAAUAAUGUUUUCUCGGGAUAAACAAAAUAACUAGUUCUACAUACUAUAUUUUUUUGAAAUAUAGACUAGCUUCUGCGCGUGCACAUAUACUUUUAUACUGAUUUUAUAUACUGAUACAGAAACAAUCAGCCCCCUGCUAUACAUCAUAUUUGCGAUAUAAAUUAACAAAAAUUAUGUUUAUAUCAGGGGGGUUAUUUUGUGACUGCUUUUGUAUUAGUUCGGUAAAGGUGAUAUUUCAAAUAACCGAAAUAUUUUGAUGACAAUUUAGUAAUGGAUAUUAAUAAUUAUUAUUAUUACGAACCUCUUUCCCGCGUUCUUUUUUAUCAUCAAUCUAAAAAUUAGCAAAAAGGGCGUGGUAACGAGGUUGUAUUAAAUGUUUAUAAGUUUAUUUUAAUUAGUCUCUUGUGGAAACCAGUGAACUUAUGUGAAACCACCACGAAACUAAGAUGCAUUGAAAUUACUGUAAUUCGGUCUACCGCGCAAUACGCUAACACAUUUAUGGGUUUUUUAAAAAGGUUCGCCUGUUCAGGAGUAUAAAAAUCAAAGUACUACGUCGCAAUAAAUUGUAUGUAGUAUAUAUUAUAUACCAAGACGCCCUUCUAUUUAAUAAACAAAAUUGUCCUUUGUAGUGUGGAAAUAUGCUAAAAUACUUUCUGGCUUUUAUGCGCGCUAUUUCAAUGGGGUGCGGUAACUGGAAUAAUUACAGUAAUCGUUUUAGAUCUCUCCAGUUCGUGAAAAAAACUUUCUCUAGGAAUUUAUUAAUAGACUUUCUAUCUCCAACGCUGUGAAUAUCUCCACCGUUGUGGAUGUCUGUAUUACACCAUUUGUUAUGAUAUGAUUAUGCUGUAUUAUGUGGGUACAUAGCUUAUGCAAAGGUGAUUUUUAUAUGUUCUUUUUUCAAGUGUAUGUUUGUAUCUUCCCAUAUUUACUCUCCUUCGCAGAGUUUUUACAAGAAAAAGCGAAAGAAGAAAUACUCUGCGAUAGAGAAUGGAAAUGACGAUAGAGUAUUUUAGUAAGUUAUUUUGUAGACUACUACAUAUAUCGACUUUGAAUUUUAUAUUUCGUUUAUCUUUUACAUGAGACUGCUGACUAAUACAAAAUAUUGAAAAUCUUGAAUCUUGUGGUAGUUUUUUUAAAAGCGUCAGGAGUUGCACUAUAUGAACUUCAUUUGACAUCUCAGACGUACAAUUACUUUUUAGGCUUAGUAUUCUAAGCGGACAGUUUUUAAGACAAGGAGACAGUUUUCUGAUUAUUACUACUUGUAUAUAAUGAUUUCAAUACCAGAAGAAAUGAUAUCAUAAACCUCGUA